Messenger RNA from Olea europaea var. sylvestris, 653 nucleotides. Its product is annotated as protein RALF-like 19. Bases 92 to 436 code for a protein of 114 amino acids. The transcript has a single exon. Lineage: Eukaryota; Viridiplantae; Streptophyta; Magnoliopsida; Lamiales; Oleaceae. The record is from RefSeq and is a predicted model, not a curated record.
GUAAGCAGGGCCAAUGAGGAAAAUUUAAGACGGAAAAAAAGUAAUAAUAAAAAUUUCUCAAUCUUUCUUUCAAUCAUUUGGUGUGAUAUCGAUGGCUUCCCGUGCGGGGCUUGUUUUUCUGUUCCUAUUGGCCGUAGCCUCUGCCAUGGCUAUGAUGGCUCAAUCCUCCAGCACCAAUGACUUGCUUUACGGUGCCUUCAUCCCUCAACAUAGUCAUGAGUCAAUGGACCUCGAUGUGGACGAACUGAUGAUGGAGUCUGAAACUUCUCGCCGUCAGUUAUAUUAUUCGAGGUACAUUAGCUACGCUGCCCUGAGGAAGAACAAUAUCCCAUGUAAUCGCCGUGGAAACUCGUACUACAACUGCAGGAAUCGCCAAAAAGCAAAUCCCUACCGCCGUGGCUGCACCAAGGCCACCAGAUGUGCUAGAGCUUAUUAAAAGAACAGGAACAAUUUAUGUGAAUGCGUGCAUGCAUGGAAUUAUUUGGAGUGUGCUUAACUUAUAAGGGUUUCAUAUAUAGAUUGUUCGAAUGUGAUUUAUAGGAAUGAAUAACCGUAGGAAUAAAGAACAAGAGUUGGCUGGUGCCAAAUCUUGUGGGUAAAUAUAUUUCCAUUUCAGUUUUCAUUAUAACAUUGGAUACUUGAAUUUCAUUUUA